UUCAUUCACGUUCUGUGUGACAUGGCGGUCGUGUGUUUCUCACGGACUAGUGGUUUAAUCCUAUUAUUUUUAGUAAACACACUCGCCGUAUCGCCAUGGCUUACGUUGGUGAAAUUAGAUAACGUUACAUGUAAUGACUUAAAAUGUGAUUAUCGUAUAAAAGUGGUUGGUGAUGUCGAUCAGUGGUCUUUAACCUCGAAUGAAAAAAUACGCGGCGAAAUAUGUGAUGAUAAAUUAAUAGUUCAAGAAUCAAAUGUUUUAGUAGAAUUUAGUUUACCUGUAACCAGAAAGGCGUAUUUCUGUGUCGAAAAGGAUGGAGUUUGGUAUCAUCAAGGGAAGAAUUUGUAUUUAUUCGGCGAUGACGUCACCCGCCUGGACUGGUCGCAAGAGAAUGAAAUUGCACCAGAAGAAACAGAUGCCAAAUAUACUAUUGAUCUCAGUAACCCUGAUCUCGAAGACACAAUCGAUGUUGAUAACGAAGGCAAAAGAGACAAACGUCAAGCCAACGCCACUGUGCCAGAUGAAGAGGAGAAGCCAGAGAAACCCAAAGCAAUUAUCAAACUACUAGGCCUUCGAGUCGAUGAAUCUGAGAAGGAACCGAAAAUUAUUGAUGGCGUUAUACCGAGCGUGUUGAGUGAAAAGGAAUUUGUACUGAGGCUGUUUGGUGAAGGUUUUACAGAGGAUACGACUAUCGUGUUCACCAGUCACCCACAGGAGUAUGGAACGAGCUGUCAUUUCCAAUAUGGAACUUAUUAUAAGGCCUCAAAACUGGAAGGCGACUCGGCAAUCUUCAAAAUGAAAGUACCAGAACCUGAACAGGACCUAACCUUUUACAUCUGCGCUUCGAACAAUGCGACUGACGAGACAGCAGACUUCAUUCAUCAGGGCAAAGAACCCUGGAAGAUUCUGGGUAUCCACAACAAGCUGCUUCCAUUAUGGGCUUCCCUUGUCCUCAUAGUUAUCCUACUGGUCCUGGCGUCUCUCUUCUCCGGUCUGAACCUGGGUCUUAUGGCCUUGGACCGUACGGAACUCCGUAUCAUUGCUAAUACGGGUACGGAGAAGGAGAGGAAGUACGCAAGAGCGAUUAUGCCUGUCCGUGCGCAUGGGAACUACCUUCUAUGUACGAUUUUGUUAAGUAAUGUCGCCGUGAACAGUACAUUUACGGUGAUUUUGGAUGAUCUAACCUCUGGAUUGGUUGCUGUUAUUGGAUCUACCCUCGCAAUUGUGUUCAUUGCUGAGAUUACGCCUCAGGCGAUUUGUGCUAGACAUGGGCUGUUUGUCGGUGCUAAAAGUAUAUGGAUAAUGAAGAUUGUAAUGGGCAUAUGUGCCCCGCUCGCAUGGCCGACUAGCAAAUUGCUAGAUUACUUCUUGGGAGAGGAAAUUGGUACACAUUACAACAGGGAAAGACUAAAGGAACUUGUCAAGGUGACAAAUCACGUGAACGAUUUGGACAAGGAGGAAGUGAAUAUCAUCUCUGGUGCUCUUGAUCUUCGUAAGAAAACCGUGAAGGAUGUUAUGACCAAACUGAAAGACUGUUUUAUGCUGCCAAUCAAUUCCAUACUGGACUUUGAGACCAUGACUGAUAUUGUCAAGUCGGGCUAUUCCCGUAUCCCAGUGUACGAGGGUCAACGCGGUAACAUAGUGACGGUGCUCUUCAUCAAGGACCUGGCCUUCGUGGAUCCUGAUGACAACACACCACUGCGGACCCUCUGCCAGUACUACCAGAACCCUUGCAAUUUCGUUUUUGAAGACGUCACGCUGGAUGUCAUGCUGAAGCAGUUUAAAGAAGGUCACAAAGGUCAUAUGGCAUUUGUCCAGCGUAUUGAGGAAGGUGAUGGUGAUCCCGUGUAUGAGACUGUGGGUCUCCUUACCCUGGAGGAUGUCAUAGAGGAGAUGAUACAGGCAGAGAUAGUGGAUGAGAGUGAUGUCAUCUCUGACAACAGAACGAAAAAGCGCUUAACGAGACCGCUGAACAAGUUGCACGAUAUAGCAGCGUUUGCUGGGCAUCAGCACCAGAGAGUCCACGUCUCACCUCAGCUGAUCUUGGCCACCUUCCAAUUCCUUAGUACAAGUGUGGACCCGUUCCGUGCUGAUAUGAUAUCGGAGACUGUUCUGAGGAGACUGUUGAAGCAGGACGUCAUACAGCACAUCAAGUUACGCGGAGAUGAAGAAAAGAAUGAUCCGAAGAGAUUCGUUUAUCAAGAAGGAAAACCGUCGGAUUACUUCGUGCUGAUCCUGGAAGGUCGUGUGGAGGUGACAGUGGGACGUGAGAACUUGGUGUUUGAAGCUGGUCCCUUCACGUACUUCGGGGUUCAGGCGCUCACGCAGAAUGUUGGACUUGCUGAGUCUCCAGCGCCCUCUACACUCGGCUCUCUUCAAAACCUGAACAUGGACUCCAUGCUGCGUCACACAUUCGUACCAGACUACUCCGUUAAGGCCAUCGCUGAGUUGUACUAUUUAACAAUUAAGAGGUCCAUGUACUUGGCAGCUAAACGAGCCACUCUGAUGGAGAAGGGGGUCCUGAACAAAGGUGGAACUAAUGAACAAAUCGAACCAGAAGUUGAUAAGUUACUUCGUGAAGGAGAUAGGCUUGAUGAUAUAAUUGAAAAUGAGAAAUCGCCAAUUAAGCAGUUUCUACCAUCCAGCCUCCUCACAAACUCUACAUACAAAACCGAUGAGAACAAUGCCGAGGAAGAAAAACUACUUAAGAAGUAGCACAAACCAAAAUGAUGCUUUUCGGUAACUUAAAGUGUCAACUGUCAAUGUUAAAUUCAGAUUUUUUGCGCCAUUUUUACAUCACGAGUUACUGUUUUUUCGUCAAUUUUAUAAAAAGGUUUUAAUGUAGCUUUAAAGGUAUAAAUUACAGAGGAUUGAAUGAUCAAUAUUAAAUAUGAGUUAUAUUGUUAGAGGUUUAAAAAAUAUUAAUCUGGUUACAAUAAGGAUUACCUACUAACACGAUGGGCGUGGCCAAAUUUGGGGUCAAACUUCAACUUAGGGUCCUUCAAAGAGCGUACCAAUACUUAAAAAGCCGGCAUCGCGAACGCACUGGCAGUGAGAAGGCGCUAUCGCUCAGGGGAGCCCGAUUGCCACUUUGGCCUAUAAAAAAAAACUGUCACAGACCUAGAUGACGUCUCGAACUUCGGUAACGGUAAAUUGGGCAUGUCAAAUGACGUCAAAUGUUCAAAAUUCUUUGUGUGUCAAGAGACCGGGGGCGCACUACGACUGACGUAUGCCAAAAUUCACACAUAUUCGACGUACGGAAGUCCUUGGUGUUAAAUCUCGCGAUGUCGAACGUCAUACGAAAAUGGUUUGACAGCUUUUGUAACUGUUUGACGUUCCGGAAUACGUGCCUUAGCUCCAUGGUCUACCGCGAACCGAGACACAUAUUAUCUCGGUUCGCGCUGUCAAAUGUCAAACGUCACGCAGAAAUGGUUUGACAGCUCUCGUAACUAGAUUCAUAUUUGCCGUUCUGGAAUACGUGUCUAAGAUACAUACGUUAAUUCGUAUCUCGGUUCGCGAUGUCAAACGUCAUGCGGAAAUGGUUUGACAGUACUUGUAACUAGAUUUAUGUUAGAAUAUGUAAAAGUCUACUGAAAUGUUGCCAUAUCCAUUGCAAUAUUCCAUAGACAACUGCCAAUUUUUGAAUGUAUUGAAUCUUUGAAUCCGCUGUACUUUGUUUACAGGCCCUUAUGACAAUUUCGCGGCGAAUGCUUAAGUAGAAUUUUUGAUUAGAUAUAGAUUUUUUUUGAAGUAUUUAAAAGCAUUUUAUACGUAGUUAUUUACGCUUACUGCAUUUUGAAGAUGACAGUUAGUGUAAACUUGUUUUUAGAUGUUCGAAUAAUUUAAGAAAAAAAUCAGUUCUGCUGGAGACAAUUUAUUUUUGGGCUUCCUUGCUGUUCUAAGUAAUAACAGUGCCUACUUUUCUUGGCCGGUAAGAGCAUCGCUGUCAUGUAUUAGUAUUGCCAGUAAAUAAAAAUUAACAAUUAUAAGGCUUAACUUAUAAUUUGUUGAAAUGCCUUAAGAAAACAAUGUAUACUAUAGUAUCUAGUAUAAAUGUCACACAAACUUAGUAACAACUGAUAUGAUAGGUAGUUAUCUGUCAGCAGUCAUAACCGUGAUUAAUAAUGCAAAGAAUAAAAAUAAAUACAUUUUAGUUGGCUUUUUAUUAGAUGUUAGUAAAUAGUAAAAUUAUUUAUUUAUAGUACGAACAAAAAUGGUGACGGUAGUACCAAUUUCAGCCGUCGGCCAAGAAAAGUAUGUGGCAGUAUACUAAGGUAACUUACAAAGUCGAUACAAUGCACCUAUGUCUCCAAAACGUAUUGAAUUUGUCACCCUAAGCUAUAAAUUCCAAACUAAAAUGUAUUACCUGUUUUUAGGAGCUUAAAAAGUUUCUAUGGAAAAUGGCAACACUAAUCAAUGUUUAUAAAAUUAAAUUAUUUGAUCCGUCUAAAGGCUUAUAUUCUAGUUUUUAAGUGCAAUUGUGGUACUUAUUAUAAUCGUCCAUUUUAAAUCAAGCAUCACAAUAAUAUUAUUUCUAUAGAAGAACGCUAGAAUUUAUUUUUGAAUAAAUCAUGCGUAAUCCUUCCAAUGGUGCCUUACCUUUAUAAAGUUUUAUUCGAGGUGAUUUUCGCUGUGUUAAACGGUCCCUAGAAAUCAGAUAAGUAGUAGUCUCAAGCCUAGUAUGAACGCCUCACAAUUAUUUAUCAUAAGUAAAAAAGUCUAACAAUUUCUUAUUAUCUGUAAGUGUUUUUACGUAUAUUAAAAAGGAAAGGUAUGCUUCUUAUUUUAAAAGUGAUUCUACAAGAUGGCGAUGUAGCACCGAUUUCCGGUGAAGCUACGUUGCGCGGCCAAUUUCGAAUUUUAAAAUUUGGAGCCAUUCGUUUUUCAAGAUGGCGUCGCUAGUGCCGAUUUCCGGUGACGCUUCUUUAAGCGGGCAAAUUCGAAUUUAUAAAUUAUGAGCAAAAACAUUGUACAAGAUGGCGACUAGUUUCACAAGACGCUUUAUUAGUAAACGUUUCCACAGCGAAAAUUAUUAAUUUUUUAUGUCAAUAUACUCCGGUGUUUUAGACAAUUCUGUCAGUUUUAACUCACUUAGGUAAUCUUAAAUGUUAUAUUUAUGAAUUAAUGUACAAUCGAAUGUGAAUUAUAUGUUUCAUUGAUUA
Molecule: messenger RNA, 5162 nt
Organism: Pieris brassicae (large cabbage white)
Lineage: Eukaryota; Metazoa; Arthropoda; Insecta; Lepidoptera; Pieridae
Product: unextended protein-like
Exons: 14
Coding region: 22-2715 (897 amino acids)
Biological process (GO): magnesium ion homeostasis; transport
Cellular component (GO): plasma membrane
Molecular function (GO): transmembrane transporter activity
Source: RefSeq, a predicted model, not a curated record